Didymodactylos carnosus is the source of this 2676-nucleotide messenger RNA. Lineage: Eukaryota; Metazoa; Rotifera; Eurotatoria; Philodinida; Philodinidae. The record is from the annotation of a GenBank genome assembly.
AUGAUUUCGAAGCCUCCACUGGUUUCUGUUCCGUCAAAUGAACCACCAAAAAAAGAAACAAAUGGAGCUGCUAUGUCAUUUACUUGGGGAGAAUAUUUGAAACAAGAGGGUUCUCAAGCGGCACCUAAAAAUUACUUUGUUUUUACUGUUGAAGGUUACUUGGCUUUGUUACGAUACGAAGGAUAUGAAGACGAUAGUAGUCAUGAUUUUUGGUGUAAUUUAUGUAAUAAAGAUGUACAUACAGUAGGAUGGUGUGGACAACAAGGAAUCAAACUUGCUCCACCACGAAAUAUCGAAAGUCGUCAAACUGAUUGGAAAACAUUCCUUGUAAAUAAAUUAACCGGUGCAAAAACUCUUCCAGAUAAUUUUCGUAGAAAGAUACAAGAUUCAUUACGUUGUCCAUUCAAAAAGAAUAUGGUGCUUGAAGUUAUUGAUAAAUAUCGUGUUUCUCGUAUGCGAGUGGGAAAAAUUUCCGAUGUGAUUGGAGGACGACUAAGAAUUAAUUAUGAGAAUACAGCUGGAGAACAUUUUUGGGUACAUUAUAGUUCUGAACUGAUACAUCCUGUUGGUUGGUCUAUCGCUACAGGACACGAAAUUGAAGCUGACGAUGCUUACAAAAAUGAGUCAUCAAAAAUAAUGCAAACAAAUGUAUACAAUCAUACUUACGCUAGUCCAGACUUAUUUCGCAAAACACGAGCGGUGAGCAACUCACCAGACGAAUGUUUUAAAGCCGGAAUGAAAUUAGAAGCAGUUGAUCCAUUAGAAAUGUCUCGAAUAUGUCCAGCUACAAUUGGAAAGGUAUUAAAAAAUGGUUAUUUUAUGUUGUCCAUCGAUGGUAGUAGUGCCGAAGAUGGUUCGGAUUGGUUUUGUUAUCAUUCGACUUCAGCAUUAAUAUUUCCAAUUAAUUUUUGUCGUUUAAAUAACAUGCCACUAUCACCGCCCAUCGGUUAUCGUGGAGAAUUUGACUGGGAAAAAUAUCUUAAAGAAACAAAUUCCGUUUAUGCACCAAAUGAUCUAUUUCGUCUAAUGAAAGAUAAAACAAUAAAUCAAUUUAAAAUCGGAAUGAAAAUUGAAGCUGUCGAUCUAAUGGCACCACAUCUUGUGUGUGUUGCAACGAUUGCCAAUGUAUUUGAUGGUUUGAUACGUGUGCAUUUUGAUGGCUGGGAUGACGACUAUGAACAAUGGAUUGAUUGUGAAUCGACAAAUAUUUAUCCAAUUGGUUGGUGUGAAUUAGUCGGCUAUCGUUUAGAACCUCCUAAACAAGCAGAACAAGAAAAUGAAAAGAAAAUGAGUACUGAUGCUGAAUUACGUCAGCGAGUUGGUGUUGAUUAUCCACCAUCUGUCCACAAAUCAAAUACACAGCCAAUAUCAGAUGUUCCGUUCGUACUUCCUACUCAAUACACAAGUCUAAAUAACACAAAAUUACGUCCUGACAUACAAACGACUGAAGAUGAAGAUAUUGAAGGAUUACCGUCCCAUCCCAGUGGUGCUUUACCAUCGGAAGAUGAUACAUCAACUCCAAAUCCGUACAUGAAAUAUUUGGAUGAUUUAUUAAGUACUUUAGGUCCACGUUGGCGUAAUUAUGUAAUACGUGGUGUAUUUUCAGCUGUUAUGAUAGGUGCAUUCGCUAAAGUCAUAUCAAUGGGACCAUUAGUAGUUUCACUAUUAGUAUUAAUUGUUCAAAUUAAAUGUUUUCAGGAAAUAAUCAAUAUUGGUUAUAUUGUCUAUAAAUCACAUAAUUUACCAUGGUUUCGUACAUUAUCAUGGUAUUUUUUAUUUACAUCAAAUUAUUAUUUUUAUGGUGAAAGUUUAAUACAUUAUUUUGGAUUUAUGAUGAAUAAAAAUAAUUUUUUGCAACCAUUUGUCAGUUACCAUCGAAUGAUUUCAUUUUUAUUAUAUACUGCUGGUUUUGUUGGAUUUGUCCUCAGUUUAAAAAAGACCUAUUAUUUAAAACAAUUUACAUUAUUCGGCUAUACUCACAUAACAUUAUUAAUUCUGGUAACAGCUUCACAUCUAAUGAUCCAAAAUAUAUGUGAAGGAAUGAUAUGGCUUUUAUUCCCUGUAUCAUUAAUUAUUGUUAAUGAUAUAAUGGCUUAUAUGUUUGGAUUUUUUUAUGGACGGACGCCAUUGACAAAAUUAUCACCAAAAAAGACUUGGGAAGGUUUUAUCGGUGGUGGUUUCAGUACAAUAGUUUUUGGCUUUAUCUUAGCUGGCAUUCUAUGUCGUUAUCAGUUUUUUGUCUGUCCACUUGAUUACGAUGAGGAGAAAAUGAUGUUAUCAACAGAAUGUAUACCGUUACCAUUAUUUCAAUUGUCGACUUAUUCAAUGCCAAAACCAUUUUCAUUAUUUAAACGUACAUUGCAAUUGUACCCAUUUCAAUUACAUUCGAUUUUAUUAUCAUUAUUUGCUUCAAGUAUUGGACCAUUCGGAGGCUUUUUUGCAUCCGGUUUUAAACGAGCUUUUCGUAUUAAAGAUUUUGCUGCUACAAUUCCGGGUCAUGGUGGUUUUGUUGAUAGAUUUGAUUGUCAAAUUAUUAUGGCAGUAUUUACAAACGUAUGGAUUUCAACUUUUGCUCGUGUGGCAUCACCAAAUAAACUUGUACAACAAGUUAUAGCAUUGAGUGAUGAAAAUCGAGAAGAAUUUUUACGCCUGUUACGACAUCAUUUCAAAUUUUAA